GGCUACUUCGGCUACGGCCAGAGCCCAACGCCGAACGGCGGAGCUGCUCCCCCCCGACAGAAUGGUCCAGUUCAGACAUACACCGCCACACAUCCAGCCAUGGGUUACUAUGGAGCCCCACCUCAGCAACAAAACUACUCCACCAUCUCGUCACACUGUACUGUUGUGUCCAGCAAAGCCCCCGUCACGAACAGUGCCCCUCAUGUGAACAACUACUACCCAAACCACCAUCAUGUAGCACCCCCUUGCUCGGCGCCCCUUCCCCAGCGACACACCGCCCCCUCGGCACCGCCGUCAAGCGGCCACUACGCCCAAUUCCCACAGCAGUUUCCGCCCUAUGCCACUCAAGAAGCUUAUUAUGGACAGAUGUCAUACCACAUGCCACAAGCUCAGUGUCAGCAACAGCAACCCACUUUGUUGCCAGCGCCACCUAGUGGUCCCGGGGCGCCAGUCUAUCCCAUCGUUUCCUACCCAUCUGCGCCAGGGACGAGCCAGUAUGGCACUCUUGUCUCUAGCCAGACUGCCACUGCGCCGGGAAUGUUGCAAUACAGCAACACCCAGCCAGCUUCUUCUACUACAACAGCAACGGGAGCAACGCACCCGGGGUAUAAUGUGGCUCCUCCCUCUCAGGUGGCACCAGCUGUCAAUGGUCAAAGAAGCACAGUCGCAAAUACUGCCCACCAACACUAUGAGCAUCAGGCCUCUCUAAACUAUGACUCCUACGGUGGAGGCGGGACGAACGGAGAGCGACCAGCAUCAGGAACUCCCGCAACAUCAGUACAUUCCUCACCUGGCCACCAUCAAGGGACGCAAUAUGGAUAUGUUGCUAAUAGCGCCGCUAGCUCGGCCUCGGGUGCGACCGCAGCCCCCUCGUCAUCCAGCUCGGAGGAUGAUGAGGAUGAUGAUGAUGAUGAGGAGGAGGAUGAGGAAGCAGGUGGCGACACGUCUUCGUCCACCACCGGCAGUGCGUCACCGGUGCCCAACAGCUACGAUUCCCUGGAAGGAGGCAAUUUUCCAGAUUCGAUGCCACCUCCGACCAAUCAAGCACCACCCUACAGUAGCUAUGGUUUUCCAGCCAUGCAGCCCGCUUAUCCGCAAGGACCAACCUCACUCACGGACUCGCCGGCUUCUCAGGACCUGCUUGGACCGACUGGCUAUCAGCAGUACUCCCAGCCUUUUCCGAGCCUGUCCCAGCUGUCUGCGGCCCUGGGGGGCCUGAGCGGGGUCCCGGAGCUGGAGGUGGAGGCUCUCAGGCCUCUAAACCUGCUCCAGGAGAGGAAUUUGCUCCCCCCAAGACCUCUGGAAGCCCCUGAACCCAACCUGAGUUCGGAGCUGAAGAAGGUCAACUGCAGCCCACAGACAUUUCGAUGUACCCUGACUAGCAUCCCUCAAACGCAGGCUCUGCUCAACAAGGCCAGACUGCCCCUUGGCCUCCUCCUUCACCCCUUCAGAGAUCUAGAGCAAUUGCCAGUCAUCACGUCCAACACCAUAGUCCGCUGUCGCUACUGUCGCACCUACAUCAACCCCUUUGUUACCUUCCUGGACCAGCGAAGGUGGAAGUGUAACCUCUGCUAUCGGGUCAACGAUGUACCGGAUGAGUUCAUGUACAACCCGGUAACGAGGUCCUACGGUGAACCCCACAAGAGACCAGAAGUCCAAAACGCCACUGUAGAAUUCAUUGCGUCAUCAGACUAUAUGCUGCGGCCCCCUCAGCCAGCCGUCUACCUGUUUGUGCUGGAUGUGUCACACAGUGCCGUGGAAAGCGGGUACCUGAAAUAUUUCUGCGAGUCGCUCCUGGAGAACCUGGAUAAGUUGCCUGGUGACUCGCGUACCAAGGUGGGAUUCCUCACGUUUGACAGCAGCGUCCACUUCUACAACCUCCAGGGGGGACUGUCCCAGCCACAGAUGCUGGUGGUAACCGAUAUCGACGAUGUAUUCAUACCAUCUCAUGACAGUCUAAUGGUGAACUGGAAGGAGAGUAAAGAGCUGAUCAAGGACCUGCUGACCUCCCUCCCCGCUACGUUCAGCCAGAGCAGGGAGACACACAGCGCACUGGGCCCUGCCCUGCAAGCCGCCUUCAAGCUCAUGUCGCCCACCGGCGGACGCGUCAGCGUGUUCCAAACGCAGCUGCCGACGCUGGGCGCCGGCUCGCUGCAGUCCAGGGAGGAUCCCAGUCAACGUGCCAGUGCCAAGGGAGUGCAGCAUCUUGGCCCCGCCACAGACUUCUACAAAAAAUUUGCACUGGAUUGCUCAGGACAACAGAUCGGGGUUGAUCUUUUUCUUCUCAGCUCCCAGUACGCUGACCUCGCCUCACUGGCGUGCAUCUCCAAGUACUCUGCUGGCAGCAUCUUCUACUAUCCCUCCUUUCAUCACAUCCACAACCCAGCCCAGUUGGAGAUGUUCCAGAAGGAUCUUGAGCGCUACCUCAGUAGGAAGAUGGGCUUUGAGGCAGUCAUGAGAAUACGAUGCACUAAAGGUUUAUCCAUCCACACGUUCCACGGCAACUUCUUUGUGCGCUCCACCGACUUGCUGUCCCUCGCUAACGUCAACCCAGAUUCGGCCUUUGCGGUCCAGAUGUCGAUCGAUGACUCUCUGGUUGACUCUUCUCUGGCAUGUUUCCAGGCGGCUCUGCUCUACACCUCUAGUAAAGGGAAGAGGCGUAUCCGGGUCCACACUCUUUGCCUGCCUGUGGUCAACCAACUGAGCGACGUGUACGCCGGCGCUGACGUCCAGGCCAUUACUUGCCUGCUUGCAAAUAUGGCGAUCGACCGCUCCGUAUCAUCCAGCCUGUUGGAUGCUCGGGACGCCCUCACGAACGCGGCGGUGGACUUUGUGAGCGCCUACAAGAACAACGUGUCCAACCUGCAGCAGUCUGGCCUCGUGGUGCCCGCCGUCAUGCGCCUUUUCCCGCUUUACAUCCUCUCUCUCCUAAAACAGAAAGCAUUUCGUACGGGAACGAGCACACGCCUGGACGAGCGUGUCUUCGCCAUGUGUGAGUUCAAGACGCAACCGCUACAGCAGCUAAUGCGGAUGGUCCACCCCGACCUAUACCGCCUGGACAAUAUGUCCGACCAGGGGGCGCUCCACCUCAACGAUACGCUGGUCCCGCAGCCUCCUCUCCUCCACCUGUCUGCGGAGAGGCUGAGUCGAGAUGGCGCUUUCCUCAUGGAUUGCGGCAGCGUGUUUUACCUUUGGAUCGGCAAAUGCUGUAAUGAAAUGUUCAUCCGAGACGUUCUAGACUACCCCAACUACGCUUCAAUUCCCCCAAAUAUGAAUUGCAUUCCUGAGCUGCAGACACUGUUGUCGGAGAGAGUGCGAGCGUUCCUCGACUGGCUGCAGGACAACAGAGCUUUCAGCUCCAUCGUGCACAUCGUCAAGGACGAUGCCUCGGCGAAAGCGACCUUCUUCCAGCACCUGGUGGAAGAUCGUUCCGAGUCGGCAUCGUCCUACUGUGAGUUCCUGCAGCACAUCCAGCAGCAGGUACCCUAGUCACAAGCACGGGGAUCGUAGUCGGAACACUAGUGUGAUUGGACCACGUAGGGGAGGGGCGCGGGGGCCGAAUGAGACUCAACCACCAAGGAACCUCUCCCGCUGCCCUGCUGCUUCCCCUCGAAAUGGGACUAGAAGGGAAAAUGGAGCCAAGAAGAUGCCACCUUUGUCGUAGCGCUGUAGUGCUGUUCUUUUUUUGUUUUUCAUUUUUGAAGAUUUUACUGAAUUUUAACUGAAAACACUGAAGAUGGGAAGCAUUUCACUGACUCGCACUCUGGAAGAUUAUGUUCCUGUUGGGAAGAACUAAUAGCGAUGGGAUGUUGAAUACCCCUCUCUGACCAAUCAUUGGGAAGGAAAAAAAAAAAAAACACCUGUCAACAAACUAUUUUUUCCCCCCCACUAUGUCUACUAUCCUCUUUGUAACUACUGAAAGAAUCUUUUACGAGCGAUAAUUUAUGAAGGAGCUUGUUAAAUAAAUAAAUGACAAACCCAA
Messenger RNA from Hippocampus comes (tiger tail seahorse), 3982 nucleotides. It is a transcript of the gene sec24b, whose product is annotated as SEC24 homolog B, COPII coat complex component. NCBI's taxonomy places the organism in Eukaryota, Metazoa, Chordata, Actinopteri, Syngnathiformes, Syngnathidae. Bases 100 to 3489 code for a protein of 1129 amino acids. Gene Ontology annotation, molecular function: zinc ion binding; SNARE binding. The record is from RefSeq and is a predicted model, not a curated record. The transcript has 24 exons. Gene Ontology annotation, biological process: endoplasmic reticulum to Golgi vesicle-mediated transport; intracellular protein transport; COPII-coated vesicle cargo loading. Gene Ontology annotation, cellular component: endoplasmic reticulum exit site; COPII vesicle coat.